GGUUUACGCCUGCGCUGGAUUCGAACCUGCGACCACAAAGUGAGAGGUGAGCGCGCGCCGUCGCGGGGCUGCGCGUGAUUCGAUAUAAGCGCGCGGGGCGGCCGCGCGGCCACAGUGCCGCUCCCGCUGUCUCCAAACGACGUCGCUCGCCAUGGGGAGAAAGGUACUUCUGGCGGUAGUGUGUUGGCUGACACUAUGCGAGGCGCUGGGGGAGGCAGAGAAGACAGUGAAUAGUUCAGUAGUCAAAGAUAAUGAAAGUGCGGAAAGUGCUCCGGGACCGAAACUGUACCAGAACAUUCAGUUAGGGCCCACGAGGGUGUACGCGAGUGGUGCGCCGUACGCCGCGUACUCGUACCAGGUGCCGACCGUGCUCGCCGCGCCACUCGCCGCUGGCUCACAGCUGGCGCCCGUCAGCGCAGGACUGCUGAGGAACCUCAAGGAUUCCUACGGGAAGUUGGCCGAGGGCCCGCAGACGACGCCAUACAGAACCGCUUUCCCGCAACAAUACGUGCAAUUACAAGACCUUCCGCCACAUCUUGCGCAGCCGCUGGUAUCCGCGGCGGCGCCCAGUUUCCAGUUCAAGACAGCUCCAAACUACUUCUUCGGACCUCAUAGUUACAAAGUCCCGUCUCUGCAGCUCUCAGCGGCGCCGACGUCCGUGACCCGUUUCAGUGGCCACGGACAGCCCCUGGUGUACGCAGAGAACAUUAAGAGCUUUGCUCCUUCUUCUAACUUGCACUCAUCGCUGCACAAGUUUUAUACGACGCCGCAACAUUCGAAUGGAAAUAACGCUCACUAUUCGAAUGCACCGACAUUCCAGCGACUGCAAGAGAAGCCGGCGACUCGAGCUGUAACUUCUUUUUCUGGAAGCGGUAAAGACUCGAAGCAGCAGGCGGCCGCAAGUCACGAUGCGAAAGGACAAAUACAAGCAGCUCCCGCACAAACUAGUAUCACAACUGUAGUUAAUGGAAAACAAACCGUGGUUAAUAUUGAAACUGAUCCUCCUGUACCACUCUUGGACUUAAAUCUUCUCGAGCCGUUGACAUUUGAUAAUCCACUCGUUCCUCAGUUGCAACAUUUCUUACCUAAAGUUAAUUCAGCAACUUAUCACAAACUGCCGACAUUUAACGCUAAUGAAGGUAAGAAUAAACCGAGGGAAUUCGUAGUGACCAAAACUAAGUCAUACGAUAGUAGUUACGUUAAAAAUAAACCCCAGAAUGAUGCGCCUAAAAAGAAACAACACAAGCCACAAAGCAAACCAGUUAAACCGACUAUUGUUGUGAACGGAAACCCGAACGGAGAAGAGUUCUCUUAUGAAAUCGACACACCGAACCACAAGGAAACGUACAACGAACAAGUGAUAAAAUAUAAUAAAGAAACAAACAUGAAACCCGUAGAGUAUAGUUACAACGAGAAAACUCAUAAAGAGCCAGAAGUUUAUACAUAUGUACACAGUUCUAAAGAACCGUUGAAGGUGACGCAUGUAGAGUACAACAGCGACGACGACAAACCAAAACACCUCGUUUAUACCGUGUCUCCAGAGGAACAGGACGAGGAGCAGAGAGAAGAGGUCCGUCGACCUCCGGCUCAGGAGUCAGAGGACUCUGGUGAGUCAUCUGCCGAAUCAGAUGAUGAGGGUCCAGCUCCCUUAAUCCAUCACGAAGGAUCGCCACGUCAUUCGCACUCAGGAGAACAUCACGAUUCCCCUAAGCAUAAGGAGCAUAAGGAACACAAAGGCUACAGUGACGCGCCGAGGCACUCGGUCCAACAUUCAUCUUACGGUGGUAGUACAUCUCCAAAGUCAUACCAUCAUUCGGAACACCACAGCGAAGCGCCAAGACAUUCCUCGACUCCUCAUUAUGAGGGCAAUAGUCAUAGCCAUACAGAAGGACCUAGUCGCCCUGUACAACACAGUUACAACCAUCACGAGAGUUCUACGGGUCAUCCUCAGCAACAUAGCUACGAUCAUCAUAAAAGUCCGCAGAGCUAUCCCCAACAACACCACUACAACCAACACGAAAGUGCGCAGGGCCAUCCUCAACAUCACGAAGGACCGCAGACGCCCCAUCACAUGAGCUACCAUGUCCACCACGAUUCACCCAGACAUGAAGAACGACACCAUCACGGGCAUCAAGGACAACAUUACGAACAGCCAAGACAAUCACAUUACUUGAAGGCCGAACAUCGCGGACAGGAAUACAAGCAGAGACCGAAUCAAGAAAUUCGUCUUGAAGUGAUACACACUACCCCGCAAGCGAUACGUGAUAGCCCACAGUAUUCCCAGCCGCUUACAAUCAGUUCAUUCCAACCUAUCACUCCCGAAUAUGAAGAAGACAUACGUAUACUACCGACUCAUAAGCCACACGCAGACAUAAAGGUAGAUCCUAAUCAGCAUACAAAACUCGGGCCAGCUGUGCCUCAACAGCAUUCUUUUAAUAGUCACCCGUCUCCGGCACCGCAGAAAGCACCACAACAACCACCCCAAGAAGAGCAUCCCGCUACACUACAUCCGCAUCCCUACAAUCCUCAGCAACAUGUUUUUGAGAAAUCAAAACGUGUAAUUAUAAAAGAAAAUGAAGAAACACCCGAGGAAAUGCACAUGCGCAUGGAACAAGUAGUGGCCGAGAUGGUUGACCGUGAAGAAAAUAAUGAAGAAGACUUCGAGAAGGCUUACAAGGAAUCUGCUUUUGGAUUCCCCGCCUAUGAGCAGGGUGAAGAAGCCGAGAAAGAUAUAUACGACCCGGAGUCAUACGGCGCACCUCAAUACCAUAAAGAAUACAAAAUCGAAAGUUCCCCCUUCCAGCAGUAUCAACGAGAAGGCGAUGAAUUUCCGAAAUUCGCUCGAUUGACUUACAAAGACGCUAGAGACGAUAAACAAGAAGAUUAUUUCUUAGAUUAUUCAGUACAUAAACCGGAAAGUGUCGCGGAUUUACAUAAAAGUAAACUGAAUUACUAUAAAAUGUUCAAGAAAAAUAAACCUGACGAUAGAUGGCUGUACCCAGAAGGUGGCGGAAAAAGGAAAGAAAAAACGAGUGAAAAAAUAAUCUUGGCACCUUCUUUUGAUUUCUUUACCACAGCGUCAAAGCCUAAGGCGAAGCAGAGCAGGCUUUUUGCGCAAUAUAAAGCUGCGCCCAUCAAAUAUGAAUAUGACUACUCUAAAGGUGCACCGCGAGAUAGCACCGCUUUCGCGUCGCGACCGCAUCAUAAGUACAGCAAAACGCAUUUUGUGGAGCCACAAUUCCAGUACGGAUUCGAGCCGCUGUCGGCGCCGAUAGUGAUCGACAGCGAGCUGGCCGCGAUGGCGAGCAACGACAGUCCUGAAAGUGAAAAGCCGGGCACGAGGAAAAAGGUGUACAAAGAGAACUGGUACAUAAAGAAAACGAGCACGACUGGCAACAAACCUAGUUGA
Messenger RNA from Pectinophora gossypiella (pink bollworm), 3409 nucleotides. RefSeq lists its product as uncharacterized. The transcript has 3 exons. Lineage: Eukaryota; Metazoa; Arthropoda; Insecta; Lepidoptera; Gelechiidae. The record is from RefSeq and is a predicted model, not a curated record. Bases 152 to 3409 code for a protein of 1085 amino acids.